CUCCACUACUAAAAGACAGCAUAAGAUCACUUGUGAAAAUGAAGAGUGCGCUUACUUUUGAAACUGUAGCUAAAUGCUCAACGACAAAAGCUAGAGUAUCAGUAAUGACCUUACCUCAUGGUCCUGUUGAUACACCUGUAUUUAUGCCUGUUGGUACUCAAGGAACAAUGAAGGGCAUGUUGCCUGAUCAGCUUGAAGAGUUAAACUGUCAAAUAAUGUUAAACAAUACUUAUCAUUUGGGACUGAAACCUGGAAAAGAAACCUUGGACCUCAUAGGCGGUGCUCACAAAUUUCAGAGCUGGAAACGUAACUUAUUGACUGAUAGUGGUGGAUUUCAAAUGGUCUCUCUGUUAAAACUAGCUAAAAUCACAGAAGAAGGGGUCGAGUUUCAGUCUCCCCAUGACGGUUCAUUGAUGAUGUUGACACCAGAGCACUCUAUUGAACUUCAAAAUACCAUUGGAGCUGAUAUCAUGAUGCAAUUGGACGAUGUUAUUUCCUCUUUGACUACUGGACCUCGUGUUGAAGAGGCUAUGUGGAGAUCCAUUCGUUGGCUCGAUCGUUGUAUCGAGGCACACAAAAAACCCGACAGCCAAAACUUAUUUGCAAUCAUCCAGGGCGGUCUGGAUAUUAACUUGAGAAAGAAAUGCGUAGAAGAAAUGGUAAAGCGGGAUACACCCGGAUAUGCAGUAGGUGGUCUAAGUGGUGGUGAAGAGAAAGAUGUCUUUUGGAAGAUUGUCACACUUUGCACAGAUCUGCUACCAAAAAAUAAGCCAAUCUAUUGUAUGGGUGUUGGGUAUGCUGAAGAUUUGGUUGUAUGUGUUGCAUUGGGAGUAGAUAUGUUUGAUUGUGUCUUCCCUACUAGAACUGCUCGAUUUGGUAAUGCUUUGACAAUGAAAGGCACUCUUUCUCUUAAAUCAGGGAAGUAUGCUACUGAUUUUGGACCUAUUGAAGAAGGCUGCGAGUGUACCACCUGCAAGAAUUACACACGAUCUUAUUGUCAUCUAAACGUAAUCACAAAAGACACUGUAGGAUGCCAUCUUGUGUCUAUUCAUAAUAUUGCUUUCCAACUGAGGUUAAUGCGAGAAAUGAGAGAGGCCAUCAAGCAAGAUGAAUUUCCUGCAUGGAUCAAACAAUUCUUCCAUAAUUAUUUUGGUGACAAGUCAAAGUAUCCAAUCUGGGCUGUUAACGCAUUAAAGAGCGUUAACGUUGACUUGGUGUAAAUUAAUAAUAAAAAGCAAGAUUUUAUCUUUUGUAAUAUCCUUAAACUGUCUCUUAUUAUUAUCUCCUUAUACAGACAGUAGACCUUUUAGGGGGCAAAUUGACAGGUGCAUGAACAAGGAUGGCCAUCCAAUCGGAACCCACUCAUUGAAAAG
Molecule: messenger RNA, 1373 nt
Organism: Rhizopus microsporus ATCC 52813
Lineage: Eukaryota; Fungi; Mucoromycota; Mucoromycetes; Mucorales; Rhizopodaceae
Product: Queuine tRNA-ribosyltransferase
Exons: 6
Coding region: 39-1220 (393 amino acids)
Cellular component (GO): cytosol
Molecular function (GO): tRNA-guanosine(34) queuine transglycosylase activity
Source: RefSeq, a predicted model, not a curated record